UGUAAACUUACGCCACAGUCAGCGAGGUCUCGGCGUGAAUUGUUAAGAUGGAUGGUGGUUGCACGAGGAAGUCACUGAGGCAAAUACCGUGACUUGCGAUAUAUAUAUUGUGCGAAAGUUGAGUAUUAGGCCUAUAAAUUGUAAUAGAUUGUAAAGAGUUGUAACGAUGAUUUGCGGGAUCAAAAGACACAGUGAGUUUACAACAACAACAACACAACCAGCAAAAAGAAUUUGCUGUGGUCCUUCUGAGGAAGCUAGGACACUGCAGCAUCACCAUAACAACAUCUCUGUCCAGAAGCUGACAUCUGCCUCACUCAUAACAUCUGUGGAACUGACAAGACAGCUUGAUUCCUCCCCUGGCCUGAUGGAAAACACUUGUGUGAAGCCAGCGGUAGCAAUGGACACAGGUGAGGAUUGUACUGUAUAUCCUGACUCUGUCCUGACAAGUCCAUUCUGUGCCUCAACUUCCAUCAGAUGUCACCGCUGUGAAGCUGGAGAACCGGGGCAUAUAAAGCACAUUAUUCAGUGAAAACUCAACCGUCAUACAUUUUUCACUUGAAAAACAGGACCUCUGAAGUAUGUGUGACAUUCAGAGUGUGGAGAGAAGCAAGGAAUAAAAUUAAUAGAUUUCUAUGAGACACACAAGAGCGGAAUCCCCCAGGAUGUGAUAUUUCUCUGGAAGCAUUUUUUACACCGUCAUAUGGAGGGGUUGAUAUUGAACUGUAAACAGAUUACUUCAUCUGAACACUACAUGGACAUUUCCAGUAUGCCACAUGACAGGUUUUCUGGUGUGCAGCUACUCGCAUUUAAAGCAUCUUCAUGUGUUUAUGUGCCUGAAGUGUCUCUAUAAAAGAUCUCGUGUUUUAUCCAUUUAUUAUUUAAUUCAUUUAUUUACAAUUUGUGUACACAUUUAACAUCCCCAUCAAUGAAACAUGUGUAAAUAGGAACUUUCUAAAAGUUUUGCACCAAUUUUAUCUUAUGAAGUUUGAUGCGAUUCCCUCACGUCUUGACUUUUUUCAAGUGUGAUAGAUGUAUGUGAUGCUUAUUCAUAUAGGUCUGUUAUGUGUGUGUGUUUUACAAAUUUCAAAACACACAACAAUCUUCAUCCCAUCUUCCUAUAUACUGAAAGAAAUGUGUCUUGAUUAAAUGCUUUAUUGAAACAUGAUUGGAAUCUCUAUUUACUUAAAUAAUAUUAGAGAUACAUGUAUGUGAAGCAGUUUUCUAGUAUGCAUCUUCAAAAAAAUUUUUGUCUUUAAAAGAUAUCUUCAGAAAAUUUCAUGUUUUUAAUUUGUAGCUUUUAUUGCUUAUUGAUCAAUCAUUAUCCAUUAAGAUUUUUAUGUCACCAAAUUAUGUUACAGAUGCUUUAUCAAUAACCAUGUAUCAUUAUGUCAUGUAGUUUCACUUCAUUAAAUUAUGAAAUAGAAAAGUCAGUCAGCCUUAUGAUUGUUUUUAUAACGACGUGUGUAACAAAGGUAGUAUUUUUUUGUAGUAAGAGGUCAGGAUACAUAUCUAUUCAUUUAUUUAUUUGAUAAAUGUUUAGAAUUGUUCAGUUAUUAUAUGACAGCAGUCAGGUGUUUGGUUGGAUCAGCUCAUCCCUGUUGGAAAGAUAAAUGGACUGAUUUGGCAUUGGAAAAUAGUAAUAUUCAAAACUGUGUAUAUUGUCAAAUAAAGGCAGA
Molecule: messenger RNA, 1676 nt
Organism: Liolophura sinensis
Lineage: Eukaryota; Metazoa; Mollusca; Polyplacophora; Chitonida; Chitonidae
Exons: 4
Coding region: 167-529 (120 amino acids)
Source: RefSeq, a predicted model, not a curated record